ACAAUGUUAGUUUAUUUCUGUCCCCGUCUCCCCGGCCAUUUUCCCGAAGUCACCUCCAUUCGAUUCAACAAGGCAUUGACUUCAACAAAAUGGCCGCUACCGUACAACUUUGGAGACACUUUAAUAAAUGAAAUGUCCGGUCCCGGGAAGGGAUGAGAGCUGAGAUGGGAGGGAUGAGGCGAAGAGAAUCUCAUGUCAGGCUGGUCAUAGCGAAGAUCUGAAGAGGAUGAUGAGGGAGGACAUGGCGGGGCGGCUUGUCACCCUGAUACUGCUGCCUGUUAUAUGGACGGCAGCCGGCACUAGAGCUUCGGGAACUUUCGACAUCACAAUUGCUAAGUCCCCUGACGGCUUUUCUGCAGUAUGGGAUUGGGAUUACCAUUGUCUGGAGGACGACAUGAAAGUCAACUUUACAGCUUCUUAUAAAAAGGUUGGCGACAGUGAACUUCAGACUUGUGAAAAAACUGAAAGUUGCUCUUGCAAGAUCCCUUCUAACUCACUGGAUGAAAGUCAAAAUUAUACCCUAGUGGUCACUGCUACCACCCCUGAAGGGGAAACCUUGUCAGACUCUAAAGACUUCGACCCCAACCAUAAACUUCCACCUCCACCCGAUGUCAGUGUCGCGUCUGACAACGCGUUGGUGAUAGUACACAUUUCAACUAAAGGUCUUGCGUAUAGUGAAACAUAUAAAUUAAUUCUCAGAAGAAUGAAUGAUUCCACAGAGGAGGAACCUAAAGAAUUGCACAGACGCACUUAUGUAUUUCCACCCCAUGAGCUCGUUCCUGAGCAGACAUAUUGCAUGAAGGUUAAUGUGUAUAACAAACUGACAAUGGAGUCAAGUCUAUUUAGUGAAGAAGAAUGCUUCACAGCUCCCGCCAAAGGUCAACCAAAUAAUCUGACGAUGGAGGCGUUAGACACAAGAAACCUGUUGAAGUGGGAUUGGGACUAUGACCAGUCUCCAAAUGCCACAUUUUCAGUGGAAGAGUGCGAUUAUUGGGCCUCCAAAAAAUGUGAAGAUGCAAAUUGUAGACCAUGAAUUGUACAUUAAUGUGAGCGCGCCUGAAGGAUUCAGAAAUACAGAAAUUAAUUUUUUAUGCAAAUGGCGGACCCACCUAGAAUAUUGGACCAACUCAACUCGCGGUUCUGAGGAUAAAGAGGAGCCAUUUUUCAAGAUAAAGUCUUUAGAACCCUCCACAACGUACUGUGCCAAAGCAAAGAUGCAAUGUGCGGAUAGUAAUAGGAGCAGUCAGUACAGCGAGGUUGAUUGCAUCACGACAGAUCCCAAGUCCUAUUUGGUAGCAUGGAUAACUGUAUUCUCCUUUUUUGGAGUAGUUGUCAUUCCAGUCGUCCUUUACUUCUGCUUCUGCCCUAUGAAACGUUACAUAAAGCAUACAUUCUUCCCAUCUAGGAGACUGCCAUCUAGCAUUGAGAAGGGCUUUGGGGAGUCACCGUUGAAUUGUAUGAAGUAUUCAUUUUUAUUGCAUGAAGAAGAGACCAUGGACCGGUGCUACAUUGUCCAGGACUCCCAUAAUGUGCAACAAAAUAUCAAUGCAAAUUCAUCUAAUGCCACCAGCCAGGAUUCUGGGAACUAUUCAAAUGAGGGUCAAACCACGAGCUCCCACUGAUCCCCAUGUAGCCCUUAGCGACAUAAAACUAUUGCUUUUUCUAUAAAGCUUACAAAACUACUCUGCAGAGUUUUUAGUGUAUUCCUAUGAGAUGCAGCAGCACAUUACUCUUCCCUGAAAUGCAGCCUCACACUGCUUCCCCCCGAGAUGCAGCCUCACACUGCUCCCCCCUGAGAUCCAGCCUCAAACUGCUCCCCCCUGAGAUGCAGCCUCACACUGCUUCCCCCCCCCCCCCCGAGAUGCAGCCUCACACUGCUCCCCCCUGAGAUUCAGCCUCACACUGCUCCUCCUGAGAUGCAGCCUCACACUGCUCCCCCUGAGAUGCAGCCUCACACUGCUCCCCCUGAGAUGCAGCCUCACACUGCUCCCCCUGAGAUGCAGCCUCACACUGCUCCCUCCUGAGAUGCAACCCUACACUGCUCCCCCUGAGAUGCAGCCUGACACUGUUUCCCCGUGAGAUGCAGCCUCACACUGCUUCACCCCUGAGAUGCAGCCUCACACUGCUUCCCCCCUGAGAUGCAGCCUCACACUGCUUCCCCCGAGAUGCAGCCUCACACUGCUUCCCCCCUGAGAUGCAGCCUCACACUGCUCCCUCCUGAGGUUCAGCCUCACACUGCUCCCCUCUGAGAUGCAGCCUCACACUGUUCUCUCUGAGAUGCAGCCUCACACUGCUCCCUCCUGAUAUGCAGCCUCACACUGCUCCCCCUGAGAUGCAGCCUCACACUGCUCCCCCCUGAGAUGCAGCCUCACACUGCUCCCCCCUGAGACGCAGCCUCACACUGCUCCCCUCUGAGAUGCAGCCUCACACUGCUCCCUCCCGCCAUGCAGCCUUACACUGCUUUCCCCUGCUUAUGAUUGAUAGAUUUUUUCCCCAUCAUCUGUCACAAGCUGAUAGCAUGGAAAAGCAGUGAAGCUGCUGGAUAUCAGACAGUACUCUGGACGUUCAGCGCACAGCAUUCACAGUAGGGAUAUAGGUUAAACUGGCCUUUAUUUUUUUUUUUUUUAUCUGGUCAACUAUGCAAGUAUGACACAGUGUAUCUUGCUAGGAGGAAUUUCUUAGGUGAAUCCUCUGGUUCCUAGAAAGUCCUACACAAAGGCCCUGAUUUACUAAGUGUUGUGUAGGUUUCUUUGUGGGUUUUAAUUCCCUACAACUUUUUUUCCAACGGUAUUUACUAAGGUUUCCCUACAUUUAGCACUUUCCCUACAUUUUGCUUUUUUUUUUUUUUUUUUUUUUUUUUACACACCCUCUGAUAUGUAGAGGUUUCCUCAGCUCAAAUCCACCACAUUUUCUGUGGAAACCUUAGUGAAUAUGUUGGGUUUAUUUGAAAAUGUCUGGAACACACCAAUUGUCGGUCACCACGCCCCUUUCCCGACAGCCACGCCCCUUUUUCGGGUUUUCUCAGUAAAAUGGAGAGUUGGUUGGCUUUUUCAUUUCAGGCGCAGACAGAAUUCUGGCGCAAUGAGACAGAAUCUGUCGCACAACCCGAAAAUACAUGUCGGGUUUACAAUAGUAAUUAAGCUGUUCAAAGUGAAUGGAUUCAACUGAGUUGGGAUGGGAAAAAAACUUUACUGCUAGAAUACAGGUUGUGAACUAGCACUGUAUGUCCAAAACAAUUGCUGGAGUGCUUCUUUAUUGUAUACUUGUACAGGUUUCUUUCACUUUUAUGAACAAUAGUGUAGCAUUUGAUUUUGAAUGUGGUGCCACAAUAUCUUUACCAAGAGCCUUGAAAUGUGUAUUUUAUUAUGAUGUAUAUAUUUCCCGCACAUAGGUUUUGUCUUUCUGUGUGAAAAUACAUGGUACUCACCAAAGAUGUGUAAAUAACUUUUAUAGCUUCCAUUUUUUACAUUUACUUUUUUUUAUUAAAGAUUACUGGUGUGA
Molecule: messenger RNA, 3501 nt
Organism: Hyla sarda
Lineage: Eukaryota; Metazoa; Chordata; Amphibia; Anura; Hylidae
Gene: IFNAR1
Product: interferon alpha and beta receptor subunit 1
Molecular function (GO): protein binding
Source: RefSeq, a predicted model, not a curated record